UCUUUCACGAAAACAAAUUCUGUCUUGAAUCCCACGAUUUCAUCUCUCUUUUAUAUCUCCCCUCUCUUUCUCUCCUGGCAAACCCUUUCUACUCUCUUCGAAACAUUUUUUUAGAGAUGAUUUCAUUAACACGGAAGAGAAACACCAAGUUCACCCAAAUCCCAUGGAUCUUCCACGUGUACGGAUCAAAAUUCAUCAUCUUUAUCAUGAUCUUGCUACCUUACACAUCGGCACAAUCACCUCCCCGACAAACACCACCACCUCCACAACUACUGGAUCAGAAUUUCAGACCAUCGAUGUUAGUGGUAAUAGUAGUACUAAUAGUUGCUUUUUUCUUCAUGGGGUUUUUCUCAAUUUACAUUCGUCAAUGUGUUGGUCAAAAUAGUCCAGGAGAUACGACAAGAGCAGUAAACGGUAACGGUAUUGGAAGAUCAAGAAGAGCAAAACGAGGGCUUGAUCCAAGCGUUAUCGAUACGUUUCCGACAUUUAUUUAUUCAGUUGUCAAAGGAUUAAAGAUUGGCAAAGGAGCUUUAGAGUGUGCUGUUUGUUUGAAUGAAUUCGAAGAUGAUGAAACUUGUAGAUUGCUUCCUAAAUGCGACCAUGUUUUUCAUCCUGAAUGUAUUGAUGCUUGGUUAGUUUCUCAUACUACUUGUCCUGUUUGUCGCUGUGAUUUAAAAGAAAUAACACCUACUGAUGAUGCAAACGAUGUGGAGCAACGACGUGUACAUACUACUCAUGAUGACUCGGAUUCCGACACCGAUUCAGAUACCGAAAGAAGAAGAGGGUCCGAUGAAUUGAUAAAUGAAUCGCAAGAACAAGUUUUGAUUAGAGUCACAGAUGGAUCAUCGUCGUCUUCUGUUACUACUGAUUCUGCUACAAGUGCUCCUGAUUUAAUUAAUCCUUCGCAAACUGCGAUGCAGAAUCGUCCAGCGAGGUCUAAAUCAUUUAAACCGAAAAAACCGAAGAAAAUUCUAGGGAAAUUUCCUAGAUCUCAUUCGACGGGGCAUUCGCUUAUUCAACCUGGAGAAAAUGUUGAGAGAUUCACUUUGAGGCUACCGGAUGAAGUCAUGAAGCAAAUCGUGAAUGGAAAGUUGAAUAGAACGACUAGUCUCAUGAGUUUUACGAAAAGGCAAUCUUCAAUUUCCGGUGGUAGUAGUCACCGUGGAGGUGGUGUAUUUCGUGGUGGCAGUGUAAAUGCUGGGAGUAAGUUUUAUCAGUUCGCUCAGUUAUCCAAAUCCGACCGCUGGAGUAGCUUUAAGUUGUCAAUGCCAUCCUUUUUCACGCGGGCACCUUCCAUUAGGCUCGGCUCGAAAGUCGAUCGACCCGUUGAUUUGUCUUCUUCAGGUCGGCCGCCCGUUUGAUUCAUGAUUGAUGGCGCUUUGGCUUUUUCUUAUAUCUUUGCAAAUGUCUUCUUUUUUCUUAAUUGAUUAUUCUCUAUUUUUUUAUUGGUUCGCUGAUUCAAGAUUUUUGUAUUAAAGGAAAAACAACAAAAGGAAGUCAACUCCAAGGAUAGAACUUACAUUCUAGUCUAAGAGCGUAUUGCCGUUCGUUAGUGUUGAAACUUCAAAUAUAAUCCUGUACAGUUUAUUAAAAAGGAAAUGUUUUAGCCGAUUCUUGUGAUGGCA
Papaver somniferum (opium poppy) is the source of this 1625-nucleotide messenger RNA. RefSeq names its product E3 ubiquitin-protein ligase ATL31-like. Bases 117 to 1361 code for a protein of 414 amino acids. The record is from RefSeq and is a predicted model, not a curated record. The transcript has a single exon. Lineage: Eukaryota; Viridiplantae; Streptophyta; Magnoliopsida; Ranunculales; Papaveraceae.